This is a messenger RNA of Marmota monax (woodchuck), 5396 nucleotides long. It is a transcript of the gene Esyt2, whose product is annotated as extended synaptotagmin 2. The record is from RefSeq and is a predicted model, not a curated record. The transcript is spliced from 23 exons. Bases 72 to 2744 code for a protein of 890 amino acids. Gene Ontology annotation, biological process: lipid transport. Lineage: Eukaryota; Metazoa; Chordata; Mammalia; Rodentia; Sciuridae. Gene Ontology annotation, molecular function: lipid binding.
CUCGAGUGGCGCGGCUUCCGCGGGAGCGCCGCGCCCUCCUCGUCCAAGAGGACAGCGCAGCGCGGCUGGCGAUGAGCGGCGCCGGGGAGCAGGCCCCGGAGGCCGGCGCCGGCCAGUCCGGGGACCGCCCGGCGCCGGAGCCCCCCGGAGGCGCGCUGAGCGUGGACGUGCCUGGGCUGCUGGCGCAGCUGGCGCGCAGCUUCGCGCUGCUGCUGCCGGUGUACGCGCUCGGCUACCUGGGGCUGAGCUUCAGCUGGGUGCUGCUGGCGCUCGGGCUGCUCGCCUGGUGCCGCCGGAGCCGCGGCCUCAAGGCCAGCCGCCUGUGCCGCGCGCUGGCGCUGCUGGAGGACGAGGAGCGCGUCGUGCGCCUGGGGGUGCGCGCCUGCGACCUGCCGGCCUGGGUUCAUUUUCCAGACACUGAAAGAGCAGAAUGGCUAAAUAAGACUGUAAAGCACAUGUGGCCUUUUAUUUGCCAAUUUGUAGAGAAGCUUUUUCGAGAAACCAUAGAGCCAGCUGUGCGGGGAGCCAAUACCCACCUCAGCACCUUCAGCUUCACCAAGGUGGACGUGGGCCAGCAGAUGUUAAGAGCAACAGCUAAGGAUACCUGCUGGAUGGCAGGAUCAUGUUCAUUACCAAGAAGAAAGGAGAGCUGCUGGUUGCUGAUACCACCUCUAAUGAAAGCCUCAGGAUUGAAUUUGAAUAACUUGGGCCUGCCCCUUAGGGUCAAUGGUGUUAAGGUGUAUACUGAAAAUGUAGACAAAAGGCAGAUUAUUCUGGACCUUCAGAUUAGUUUUGUAGGAAAUUGUGAGAUCGAUUUGGAGAUCAAACGAUAUUUUUGUAGAGCUGGUGUGAAAAGUAUACAGAUCCACGGAACGAUGAGGGUGAUCCUGGAGCCUCUGAUUGGAGACAUGCCUUUGGUUGGAGCUCUGUCCAUCUUCUUCCUCAGAAAACCACUGUUAGAGAUUAACUGGACAGGACUGACCAACCUCCUGGACAUCCCUGGAUUGAAUGGCUUAUCUGAUACUAUCAUUUUGGAUAUAAUAUCAAACUACUUGGUGCUUCCCAAUCGAAUCACUGUUCCUCUUGUCAGCGAAGUUCAGAUAGCCCAGUUGCGGUUUCCUAUACCAAAGGGUGUCCUAAGGAUACAUUUCAUUGAAGCUCAGGAUCUUCAGGGGAAAGAUACUUAUCUUAAGGGCCUUGUCAAGGGAAAGUCAGAUCCCUAUGGAAUUAUCCGAGUGGGCAACCAAAUCUUCCAAAGCAAGGUCAUCAAAGAGAACCUGAGUCCAAAGUGGAAUGAGGUGUAUGAGGCUUUGGUCUACGAACACCCCGGACAAGAACUGGAAAUUGAGCUCUUUGAUGAAGACCCAGACAAGGAUGACUUCUUGGGAAGUCUUAUGAUUGAUCUUAUUGAAGUUGAGAAGGAGCGCCUUUUAGAUGAAUGGUUCACUCUGGACGAGGUUCCCAGAGGGAAGCUGCACUUGAAGCUGGAGUGGCUCACUCUUGUGCCUGACGCCGUGAACCUUGACAAGGUCCUGAUGGACAUCAGAGCUGACAAAGACCAAGCCAAUGAUGGCCUUUCUUCUGCACUGCUGAUCUUGUAUUUGGACUCAGCACGGAACCUUCCGUCAGGGAAGAAAAUGAACAGCAACCCAAAUCCUCUCGUCCAAAUGUCCGUCGGCCACAAGGCUCAGGAGAGUAAGAUUCGGUACAAAACCAGUGAGCCUGUUUGGGAGGAGAACUUCACUUUCUUCAUUCACAAUCCCAAGCGCCAAGACCUUGAAGUUGAGGUCAAAGAUGAGCAGCACCAGUGUUCUCUGGGCAGUCUGAGGAUCCCGCUCAGUCAGCUGCUCACGAGCGACGACAUGACCAUUAACCAGCGGUUCCAGCUCAGCAACUCAGGCCCAAACAGCACUUUAAAGAUGAAGAUCGCCCUCCGAGUACUCCAUCUCGAAAAGCAGGAGCGGCCUCCAGACCACCAACAUUCAGCUCAAGUGAAACGACCCUCUGUGUCCAAAGAAGGGAGGAAAAUACCUGUCAAAUCUCAGGUGUCUGCAUCUCCAGGCACCAGCGGGAGCAGCACGGCCCCGUCCACACCAGUCACUGGGGGAGGUGAUAAACCUGGUGUGGAAGAGAAGACCCAGCCCCCUGAGGCCAGCCCUGUGGCCCAGCGUGACCUGGGAAGAAGCUCCUCCAGCCUCCUGGCCUCUCCGAGCCACAUGUCUGUCAAGGAGCCCACCCCCAGCAUAGCCUCAGACAUAUCACUGCCUAUCGCCACCCAGGAGCUGCGGCAAAGGCUGCGACAGCUCGAAAAUGGGACGACCCUGGGGCAGUCUCCGCUGGGGCAGGUCCAGCUGACCAUCCGGCACAGCUCCCAGAGGAACAAGCUCAUCGUGGUGGUGCACUCCUGCAGAAAUCUGAUUGCCUUCUCAGAAGAUGGCUCUGAUCCAUAUGUCCGCCUGUAUUUACUGCCAGACAAGAGGAGGUCAGGGAGGAGAAAAACCCACGUGUCGAAGAAGACAUUAAACCCAGUGUUCGAUCAGAGCUUUGACUUCAGCGUGUCACUCCCUGAGGUGCAGAGGAGAACCCUGGACGUGGCAGUGAAAAACAGUGGCGGCUUCCUGUCCAAAGAUAAGGGACUUCUUGGCAAAGUGCUAGUUGCUUUGGCAUCUGAAGAGCUCACCAAGGGCUGGACCCAGUGGUACGACCUCACCGAGGAUGGCGUGAGACCACAGCUGGUUACGUAGCCACACGGACAUGAGGGCGACCUGGGACCUGCUGCCUCUGUCCAAUCGCACCUUCCUGCAGACGUACCAAUGCUAUUUUUAUAAUUUCAUGUACUUAGUUAUGCCUACCUUGAUGAUUUUAUAAAACUGUUGACAUUUUAGGCAAAUGUGGCCAAUAUGGUCGUUAAAUGUGCUCGUUUCCUUCUGUGCUUCGCCUGGCCUGCCACGAGCAGCAGGGCUGGCGUUGCUGCCCAGGGAGCGCUGACCCUCUGUGCCACGCCUUGUUCGUCCACCUCUGAGGUGCCCUAUGCCGUGUAAAUAGACUCUAUUUUUUAUAAUCUUUACAUGUUGGCUUGGAUUCAGAAGAAAGUGGAUCAAGGAAAUACAUAUUUUCUUCUAAAACUUGUUAAAUUCUUGUGACAAAUAAUCAUUUUCAUCUUUGCAGCAGAAAGUUCACAGUGACCUAUUUUGUGGUGUUUCUUUUUAAAAAGAAAAUUUAGAAAGAUUAUCAAGUAUCUUUAUUAUAAAUGAUGAUUAUCCAUUAUAAAUGAUAAAAGAAAGUAUUCAGAAUAUUAAUGUUUUCAUAAAUACAAAGAUGUACUAUUGAGAAGUCAAGAGAAGGGCUUGUAAGGAGAAGUGCUGUGUGCCUGACUGACAGAAAAAGUGGAGAGAGCUGUGGCGGUCCACAAACGUCUGUUUUAAUUGCUUAUUGCAGCUGGUUCAUGCAGCAGUGCAAAGAUGGACACCUGAGGCUUUCCUGAAAGUGAGGCUUCCCAUGUGUGUCAUGGUCCCCAGAUCGUGAUGGAGGCUGGUUGUCAGGUUCCCAGCCUACGACGGCAGGAGCGAAUGCCGCCAUCAGGUUGUGAGGGACAUUGGUUCAGGUGGGGAGCUGUUGCUAAAGCCUGAUGACUGGCCUGUUCACUUGAAGCAGAGCCCAACUUUGCCACUCUGCCAGAACACAGGGCCCCACAGUUCCCAGGGAGCUCUCCCACUGCCAGCACUGAGGCCGUGAGGCCCAGCGCUACCUGGGGCUCCUCCCUUUAUGCCAUUGCUGACCUGAGUAAUGGGGUGUUGUCAUGCAGUCCUUAUUGGGGCUUUCUUUCUGUUUAGAUUAGCAGAGCACGUUGGUAGACUUUCGUGUUCCCAAGCCUGGUCCCAGGCGAGGCUGUGGUGGUGUGAGUCAUGCAGGCCUGCCAAGGGUGCACUGUGCAGAACGGCUGCUCAUCUGUCCCAGGCGGCAGGACGAGAGGGGAGAGGGCUGCCCGGGCUGUGGGAACACGCAGAGCUCCUCAUGCCAGUGGAAGAGAGCGUGCAGUGUGCUUCCUGGGCUGGCCACCUGCCGGGAGCUCACUCCACCAGACGUCCCAAAGUGCCUGUGGCUGACGCCGACUGUUGCUGCUCCUCCUGUCCACCACAUGAGUUUCUUUCCGUUUGUGGCUCACAUUCUUCUCCACGGUGAAUUUGUAGUGGAGUCUGUAGCUUCGGCUCACGUUGCCUUUCACCGUAGGACCAGUACAGUCUCGCUGCCUCCUGUCUGCUGGCACUUUCCCCUGAAGCCUGUCAGUCACUCCAGUUCUUACCAGGACUGUCCUGGGAAGAAGUUAAUGUGUCACACACACGUGACCUAUAUGUACACAGAACAUUUAAUUGUAUUUUAGUAGCCAGAGAGCAGUAAAAUCUUAUUAAUAUCUAGUUGUUUCUUGGUAUUUAGGUGGUUUUUUUUUUGAAGAUUUUUUUUCAAUUGUUGAAAAAUUAGGUCUACUGAAGGCUUCUGUUCCACUGUGUGAAGGGGAAGAUGCAUCAGAAUUUUCACCAACGUCCUACACAUCUGGGCUUUGCACUUUUAAUUGCUUCACUUAAUAGAAUAAAAUGCUUUAUUUAAGCAGCUAGGCAAAAUGAAUGCAGUGAAGGGCAGAGAGCCUGCAGGAGGCCAGGUGGGCAGCAGGACACGCUGCCCUCUGCUGCCGUGAGUGGGGAGAGCUGUUACCCAGGGUUUGGGUAUGAGGUCCCCACCAGCAGGUCCUGAGACCUCUGGGAAGUCCCUCAGUUCUCUUUAAAAGGAAGGAAGGGGCUGGGCUAUAGUGCAGAGCUCACCUAGCAUGUGGGUUCCGUGCCCAGCGCAGGAGAAGGGCAAGGGAAGACCUCAGGCAGUGUGUGUCUCCCUGACAGCUCUGUCGCAGCACGUGGGGAAGGCGGGCUCCACACUCGGGGUCUGACCGGGGAGGCACCUGGGUUGUCCUCAGAAUGUUAGCUUUGGGUCUCUAACAAUUGAUCUGACUACGGAAAGCCAAACAAAUGGAGGAGAAUUAACUCAGAUGAAGUUUGAAGUGCAGUUCCGUUGGCUUGUGCCCGUGGGUUGCCCAUGCCCUGCCUUAAAGUGGGAAGGUGUUGUUGACAAGUGCCAGCCUGAAACAGGAGCGCCUUGGAGAUGGUUCACACAGUUUAUGUCUGCACUCUGAGGAGAGGUCAGUCCUCCCAGACCUGAAGGCCAGUGCUCCUAGACUGGGCAGCUGUGUGUUCAUUCUGUGGUUGCUGCAGAACUCUGCGCCAGCCGGAUGGUCUGCCCUGCUGGAGGGUGGGGAGGGCCUGCCAAACCACAGGAAGUCCUUUUUGCUUAACCAACUUCACAUGAGAGUGCAUGUAUUUAUUCAAUAAAGCUUUUACAGUAUCUCA